ACACAGAAUACCCUCCAGUAAAAAAGGCCCUAAAAUGUUGUUUUGAGAGCCUCUGACUUUCCUGCGCCUCUCUUCUGUGAUCGUAUAAUUACGUCAAUCCUCUCUUCUCUGUAGCCUUAAAAAAUUCAAGGGUUUUCGCUUUCUUCUCCUCUUUUCACUUCUUCUUCUCCUUCCUUCUUCCCUUCUACUGCAACAGAAAGAAAGAAGAUGAAUUCCACAAAGAAGUACUCAUUCUCUGAAAUCUCGAACCACACUUCCAAAGAUGAUUGCUGGCUGAUCAUCCACGGCAAGGUUUUUAAUGUCACUUCCUUCUUGGAGGAUCACCCAGGAGGAGAAGAUGUUCUUCUGCAAGCCUCAGCUAAUGGUGAUGCCACCGACUCAUUUGAGGACGUUGGCCAUAGUUCCACUGCGACCAGCAUGAUGGAUGAGUUCUUAAUCGGCACUGUUGAGGGCCCAAAGCCAAACCAGACAGCCACAGGAGACUCUCUUCCUGCCAAGAACGUUCAGCAAAGGAAGCCUGAAGCUUCUUCCAGCAAUUUCAUGGACAUUCUGCUUCCCUUGCUUAUUCUUGUAGUGGCAUUUGCAGCUUGGUAUUACCUCACUUUCAUCAAUGUCAACGCUUAAAUCCAUUUUCCAUGUUGUUGAGUUUCAUCAGUGGAUCAUUCCACUUGUUCUGUUUUUAGAAUAAAGAAUUAAGGACAGGAGAGAACUUGUGAGAAAGCUGCCAUCUUCUUGUUCAUUAUGGACUGGAAACUUCAUUGUGAUGUCCAUUAAUCGUCUGUUGUCACAGGUUCUACAUUGUUGUUGGAAUUUGAGUUUUGAAAUAGCAAUUACAAUGUUAAUCUCUUGUUGUGUGAAAA
Dendrobium catenatum is the source of this 860-nucleotide messenger RNA. Its product is annotated as cytochrome b5. The transcript has 3 exons. The record is from RefSeq and is a predicted model, not a curated record. Gene Ontology annotation, cellular component: membrane; intracellular membrane-bounded organelle. The coding region runs from base 208 to 624 and encodes 138 amino acids. Gene Ontology annotation, molecular function: heme binding. NCBI's taxonomy places the organism in Eukaryota, Viridiplantae, Streptophyta, Magnoliopsida, Asparagales, Orchidaceae.